This is a messenger RNA of Pyrenophora tritici-repentis Pt-1C-BFP, 969 nucleotides long. RefSeq lists its product as uncharacterized. Lineage: Eukaryota; Fungi; Ascomycota; Dothideomycetes; Pleosporales; Pleosporaceae. The record is from RefSeq and is a predicted model, not a curated record.
AUGGUUAGCGAGACUCAAAUCAACAAUGACUCAAAUGACACCAGCAUUGUUAGCCCAGAAUCCUCGGGGGAUGAGCUCAUAGGCUCCUAUCUCAAUGCUGACGAUCUACUAAAUCAGCCUCUGCCAGGACUCUUGAGGGGAGAACACGGCAUAGAGACGAUCACAAAUGCCCCUAGAAUCUUUCAUAAUUACGAGGGUGAACUCGCUCCAUGGAAAGACUUCAAAGAGAGUGUCAUGGCAUUCUACAAAGAUCCACGAACCAAAGCCGAGUUGGACCGUUAUGCUAAGGUCCCUAUCUAUAUGGGCAAAGCUAUCGAGGAGGUCAACAGCGAAGCCAUGACCCGCGAGACGAUUCAAUGUGGCGCCGGGAUUUCGCUUUCUGGUCGAUUAUUCUCUAGGGUACUCGCAGCUGUGAUUUCAGUUGUUCGCACAUUGGUUGUUCCAGCUCAUGGGAAGAGUGCAAAUCCGACUCUAUUGCCUCAGAAACUCGCGUUCGGAGAUGCAAAGAUUUUGGAUAAACACCUUCGAGUCGAUGGAAUGGAGCCUGAUAUACUACUCAAGCUGCCUAUCCAAGGUCGAGACCAAAUCCGAUUGGUUGGGGAGAUCAAAUUUCACCCUUUAGUAAACUUGGAGAGAAUGAUGCAAGGCAUUAUUGACGGCGAUUCAACGGAGUUUCGUGCAAUCCUUGGCCAACCAGUCAACUACAUGCUUGGUCACAAACUCAAAUACGGGUUCAUCACCACUUACGACCAAAUCAUCUUUCUCCAACUGGACCAACGUGAUGGGGGAGAAGGCGAUCCCUGCAUCUAUUUCUCGGAUGUCAUACGAUACGAUGACGUUAGCCACGAUCCCAACGACAAAGUUAGCGACAAUUCAAAUGACAACGUUAGCCACGAUGCAAGCAGCGACGAUAGUGACGAUAGCGACGAUACAAGUAACGACGUUGCAGACUUUCCAACAAGCAAGUAA